This is a messenger RNA of Nezara viridula (southern green stink bug), 1945 nucleotides long. The record is from the annotation of a GenBank genome assembly. Lineage: Eukaryota; Metazoa; Arthropoda; Insecta; Hemiptera; Pentatomidae.
UUUAAGUGUAUGUGAAAUCCUCGUGAGAGAUUUUCGUGUAUUGCAAAAUAGAAUCGUCGUGUAUUGCAGAUGGGAGAAAUGUAUACUAGACAGUUCCCUUAAUUUGGUUACAUGAUCAUUCCUUUCUCUUUUGUUUGAAACUAUCAUUUGGCACUAUGUAAUGUUGUUUUUCUUCGUUCAUUCUCAGAAAAUUUCUAUUUCUAAAUGGAAUUUUAAUUUUUAGUCACUGAUAGACACGCAUGGCGAUUAUAAUUGGAAAAUUUAAGGAGUCAUUUACGGUUUGUAACGCUGUCACAGUAAUUAUAAUGACAAGAUUAAGUCUACAUCAUUUUUGGAUUUUAGAUACAAAGCAAAUAUUUCUUAUUAAGUCAAGUUUCAUUAAAACAGAAAGUUCAUGAUUAUUAUUUAUUUUAAGUUCUUUGGAAAUAUCUCAUACUGAUAAGGACUGAGAUUAUUGUCAACAAAUUGUUGACAACAAUGAAUUGAGACCUGGUUCAGAUAUAAUUUCAUGGAGUUUGCUCUAAAAGUGAUUCCAUUUCUCUUUAUCUUAAUUUCGGUUAUGUGUUAUUAUUUGUUUAAUAAGGAAGUUGUACUUAUUGACUAUUGUGAACAUAAUUCCAAAAAUUUAAUAUUUAAUGAAGAACUUUGCAAUGAUAUACUUCAAGGAAAUAUUACAAUUGAUAAAAAUUAUUUCCAGAUGUUCAUCAACUUAUUUUCAACUAAACCCCUUUUUCGAGGAAAAUUCAAUAACAGCAGUGUGGUUUUAAAAACAACAGUUUCAGUAGACCAUGUAAAGAAACUGGAGAAUGACUUUUUAAGAAUAUUUACGAAUGUAUCAAAAGAUGACAAUAGUUUAUUGUUUGUUCAAAUGCAAGUUCAUUCAUUAAUCAAUAUACCUUAUGGUUCACCUGAGUUCUCUAAGUUGAGACUAUGUCCCGUUAAUAGCAAUGUUGAAAGGUUUUUUAAUAAAAUCUCUGGAUUCUCUCAUGAAGUUCAUGAUUAUCUUCAAUUAUGGACCAUUUUAAGUUCUAAUCCAGAACCAUUGAUUAUGAAGAUGUUAGAUCCGAAAGUAUGGCCAGUUCCUCAGUAUUUUGGGAGCUGUGGUCAAUUAAUUGUAGUUGAAGACUGUGGCCUAACUUUAACAAAUUAUUAUGAUUCAGAUUGGGACAUAAGGGCAAAUUUAUCUUAUCAACUUCUUGAAAACGCUGUUAAAUUUACUUUUCAAGAUCCUGAUUUUGCCUACUAUAUGACAGACAUUAGCCCUGAUAAUAUCGCUGUUACUCGAGAAGGAGUUGUGAAAUAUAUUGACCUCGAACAUUUUAUUCUAAUUGACAAGAACAGUAAAGGAAGCAGCCGAUAUUAUAUUGUAUGAAUUAUUGCACAUUACUCAGUUGCACUUUGACAGAUAGCAGUAUGGCUGUUAGAUAUCAAGAUGUUAUGAAUUGGAAAUUUUAUUCUAAAUCUUGAUAAUUAGAGAAACUAUGAUCAAAGGGCCAGAUGAUUGGUUGGUCAAUCACACAAGUAGGCAUUACGAUUGCUCUAAUUGCUUAACAUUUGAACCAGAUGAAAUAUGCUCUCAUCAAGUCAGUGAUCAUAAUAUUUACGCUGUGUGUAAGGAAAUUUUAUCUGAUAGUGAGUUGCUGCCUGGAGGUUUUCUUCAUUCUGUGCCUGUACCACAAUUACAUCUUAUCAACCAUUUUAUUGAAGAAUGUAUUCAGCCAAGGGAAUUCUCCAGAUUUGAAACUGCAGAAAGAAUUAUGUAUUUACUGCAAAAAUAUAUUUAACACCUCAUACUUAAUGUAAAAGUAAUUUUAUAUGAAACCUGUUUCCAAGUAACAUAAAUAUAUUUGUGAUUUAUAUCUUUUACUAGGUUAGUCAUUAUUUGUUUAAGAUGUUAACAUAUUUUAGUGACUAAUUAAUCACUAAUAAAUUGGACCCAUAUUUA